AUGCUCUCCCUCGCCCGCCGCCCGCUCUCCGCCGCCGUCCCCGCCGGCAACCUCCUCGGCAUCCACCUCUUCCAGUGCCCCGUACCGGUGGGCAUCGUGGCCAAGCUGUCCGAGUGCAUCGCCUCCCGCGGCGGCAACAUCCACAGCGUCGACGUCUUCGUCCCCGACGACGCCCCCGUCUUCUACGCCCGCAGUGAAUUCACCUACAACCCGAGGCUAUGGCCUCGCGACGUGCUUCGCGCCGACUUCCUCCGCCUGUCGGACUGCUUCAGCGCGCAAAAAUCCACUGUGCGCGUGCCUGACAUCGACCCCAAGUACAAGAUUGCAGUCCUUGCUUCGAAGCAGGACCAUUGUCUGUUUGACUUGCUGCAUAGAUGGCAGGAAGGCCGGCUUCCAGUUGACAUUCAUUGUGUGAUAAGCAACCAUGAUCGACCUGUAGAUAAUCAUGUGAUGCGUUUUCUUCAGAGGCACGAAAUCCCCUAUCAUUACUUACCAACGACUUCUGGGAAUAAAAGGGAACAAGAGAUAUUAGGAUUGAUUGAAGGUACCGAUUUUGUCGUGCUGGCCAGAUAUAUGCAGGUAAUGUCUGAAAGCUUUCUUAAAGCAUAUGGGAAAGAUAUUAUUAAUAUUCACCAUGGCCUUCUUCCCUCGUUCAAAGGAGGAAGUCCUUCUAGACAGGCCUUCAAUGCUGGGGUGAAGUUGAUUGGUGCGACUAGCCAUUUUGUUACUCCAGAACUUGAUGCUGGGCCAAUCAUUGAGCAGAUGGUUGAACGGGUUUCUCACAGGGACACAUUACAUAGCUUUGUUGUCAAGUCUGAGAACCUUGAGAAGCAGUGCCUAGCAGAAGCUAUCAAGUCAUACUGCGAGCUCCGUGUGCUACCAUAUGAAGUGAUGAAGACUGUUGUGUUUUGA
Messenger RNA from Triticum turgidum subsp. durum (durum wheat), 912 nucleotides. NCBI's taxonomy places the organism in Eukaryota, Viridiplantae, Streptophyta, Magnoliopsida, Poales, Poaceae. The record is from the annotation of a GenBank genome assembly.